GCACCCAAUAAAUAUUUUCUUCAAAUCUCCCCUUCGCAGCCAACGGCCCAACAGUAUAUAAGGCUACUGGUUCAAGCAUUCUAGCGCCAAAUUUGACAAACGCAUAACAGACACACGAAGAAUCCAGAUGGCGGAAUCACAAAAAACAGAUGCUCCUGUCAAAUCAAAGGAGAAAAGUUCAUCGCUAGAUAUAGACAUUGACAAAGACUUUUUUGGAUCAUGGAAGUCAACGUCCAUGGGAGAUGAUGGAAUGGAUUUCGAUUUUGAACCACCUACCAAAGGCAAGCAAAAGGCUUUCAAAUUUGGCAAAAUGGAUAUGGAUUUCUCUCUUGAUGCUGAUUUUGACAAGUUAUCAUCUUUCAAGAUGGACAUGCCUGGUCUUGAUAUAUCAUCCGCUACAAAGAAAUCUGGAAAAUCGACGGAAAAGUCAAAAGAAGCAUCUUCUGGUAGAGUCAAUCAAUCAAAACGAGGCAGCUUUGGAUUCUCAUUUGAUUUUGAUGGGUUUGCCGAUUUGGGCUUUGAGUCGAAAAAGACAAAGACUGAUGAAAACUCUAACAAAGAUGUUGAUGCAUCCGAGGAUGAUGAUACAUCAUUAAAGCAUCCAGCAACACAGGGCGUUACCAAUUCAAGGGUUGAUACUCAAACCGACAACUUUAAGGAUCCUGAUCCCAGAACUGAGGAUGUCAACUUGAAAUCUGUCAUAGACGAAAGCUCUCUUCUAAAAGCUGCAAAUUCUGAAGAACAAGGGAUACAGAGGACAAUAGAACCUAUACAAGAAUCUCCUUCAUCAGAAAAGAGAUAUUCUCCAGAACCUGUUGCUCAGAAAAUUGUGCGAGAUUCAUAUGUUCAUUCUGAAGAUACAAAUAUCUGUACUGAAGGUACAUUUUCAGACGUGCAAGAAGAAGAAUCUAAAACGUUGGAUAUAAUAGUGAGCCCGAGCACAGGGGAUGAGCAAAAUGAUGCGAGGCCUGUGGCUGAUGAGUUGGUUCUCGCUGGAAAUUUCUCAGCACAAAUGGAGGUACAAAGUGACAAAGGUGAAAUGUGUGUGACGAGCGACGAUAAUGUAACCACUGAACAUAAUAGUGAUACAAGUAAGGCUGAUUUACAUCUUGAAAGUUAUGUGACACAUGGGGUAGAGAAUUUGGUACAUGAAGAAAUGGCUGAUGAGAGGAAUGCAGAUUCAGAUUCCGAACAUCCAGGGAAUAUUCCUAUCCGGUCAAAAUAUUUCAUAAAACAAAACGGAAGUGAAUCCGAGUUGCAGCAGGCAUCUGCCUCUUCAACAAAACUCAUCUCCAUUAGCAACAAAAAAACGAACACCUUGCCAAACCCUGCAUUAGAAAAAAGGGACGUCGGGUCAAGAAGUUUAGAAUCUGGUAGCAAGCUUACUGGUUUAUCAAGGUCACUACCCAAAGUGCUGAACAGAGACAUACCUGUUCAGGCUGAAAAAACAGAAGCAAGUCAUGUAAAGAGCCGUGACAAUACGAGGGAGGCUGUGAAUGCUGCUUAUAAUUUAAGACCCAGAAGUGAAUCAACAGUGAGCACAGUGGCACGUGAUGUUUUACCAAUGAAGGAGAAGCCUGUGUCAAAGGGAAAUGACCAAAUCAAUGCACACAGGUCUGAUGUCCAGCCAUCUAGUUCGAUUGAAACAUUGAGAAAAAAUAUCUCACUGAAUAUCAUAAAUCCCGGGAGAUCUACCCAUAACAUGAAGAAAACUGUUGUAAAAGAGAAUAAGAUAUCCCCAACAAAAGCUGAGAUGAAGGCAUCUGAAGCUCCUACUUCAAGAGUUUCUAGACCUACAGAACUGAAGCCAAAGCCACUCAAUUCCUUGUUACCAAAAAAAUUGACAUCCAUGGGAAAAAAGGAUCAGUGUCCUGAAUUGCAAGGAAACACAGUGUUCAAGAGGAACCUUUCUGUUGACACAAAGAAGCAAACACCGCCCACACCAACUCUGAAGCGUAAAGCUUUUGAGGUUGACAUACCACGGUUAACUCCAUUAAAACGUCUCUCUGCAUCACCCUGCAGCAACAAGAUCACAGCGUCAUCGGAAAAAGCUGUGGAGGAACGGGGUUACAAUCAUACAAGUGUGGCGCAUGCUAAGUCCCCUAGGCUCGAUGUUUCUCUAAAGGAAAUGGACAUAUCUUUAAUAGAAAACGAUGGUAUUUUUGAAAAGGCUGAGGCAUGUUCAAAGGAACUUGAAGAUAUCUGUAACAUGCUGAAAAAGAAACAUGAGGAGGCAAACGACUUACUUGUUCGUGCUAUUGUCAACAACAAUCAUCUCCUGAUGCUCAACCAUCCAAUUUAUCAAGACAAAAUCAGCAUGGUUCAGAAAUUUGCCGAGUUGCUGAUCACCAAGUAGCUUGAGAUAUCUCAACGUGUUACGCAGGAACCAAAAUAUGUCGUAUAAGGUACUUUCUAUAACCGGUCAAAUAUUCAAAAGGUGUGUUUCUAUUGUGAUUUGCUGCUAUUAGAUUUUUGUGAUUGUGCAGCUGGAGUGUGGCUUUUGGUGGAAGAUUUGUCAUGCUAUGAAGGUUUCAGGUACUUUUAUUCAUGCUCAUAAUUCAUAACAAGCAUUGUUUAAUGUUGACAGAAUCAUAAUAUGAAUGUUGUGGUAUACUUGUCAUUCACUAGACUCUUAUAUGAAA
Molecule: messenger RNA, 2642 nt
Organism: Helianthus annuus (common sunflower)
Lineage: Eukaryota; Viridiplantae; Streptophyta; Magnoliopsida; Asterales; Asteraceae
Exons: 13
Coding region: 128-2356 (742 amino acids)
Source: RefSeq, a predicted model, not a curated record